GAUGCAGUCAUCAGUUGAUUCCCAAUACUGCCAGAAAACAUUUUCGCUUUCAGUCGGCUCUCUUGAUUUCUUGCUUCUAUCGAUGGGACUGUCUUCUUGGGCUGUAGCCCUUUGCUUUCUUGUCGGUUUGCAUUCCCAUCCACUAAGUAUUCUGGCCAAAUUCGUGGGUAAUCAUGAAAAUUUUUUAAAUUAUAUUCCCGCUGCAUCUGGAGAUUUUCCGUAUUUGUGCAUUUUGAACUUGAAUGGCUAUUUGUGUGGAGGAACCCUAAUUGGACCUUCCCAUAUCUUGACUGCAGCUCAUUGUUUACACGGUCACGCAAUCACAGAAAUCAGCAAAUUCAGUGCUGUGUUAAAUUCACUUGCGAUUGACGGAAGCAGUACAGGAGCUGUUAUAAGAGGAGUAAAGGACUUUAUCGUUCACGAACAAUACAAUCCCAGCUACAAGGAUAACGACAUUGCCAUAUUGAUCCUAAGUUCGCCAGUUACUAAUCUAUCGUUCGCUACUCUUCCUACUGAUUCCAUAAAAAAAGCAACAAUCUUAAAAGCAUCUACCACGAAAACCCCUACGACAACACCUAAACCAACAUCGGCAAAAGAAAAACAGACAAUAACAGAAAAUUUCAAAUCCACUAUUAAUCAACAAAACAUAACGACUCAAAAAGCCCAUCAAGAAGUAUUUUUUACUUCAACAUCGAUACCUAAACCAAAUGCAUCAACGACAGCAGAAAAUACGACUUCAGGCUCUGAUUUAGUUCCGCUUAGUAAUAUUUUCAGUAGCUUACUAGCAAUCAAGUCGACAACAACACAACUUCCGACCACUAAAACAACUAUUACGACUACACCACAUACCUCAACAAAUGCCAUUUCCACAAUUGCAACGGCGGCAGCAGAAAAUACGACGUCAGGCUCUGAUUUAGUGCCCCUUAUUAAUAUUUUUAGUAGCUUGCUAGCAAUUAAAUCAACAACAACACAACUUCCGACAACUAAAACAACUAUUACGACUACAAUGCAUACCACAACAAAUGCGAUUUUAACAAUUGCAACAACAUUAGAAAAUACGACGACAGGCUCUGAUUUAGUGCCCCUUAGCCAUAUUUUCAGUAGCUUACAAGCAAUUAAAUCGACAACAACACAACGUCCCACAACUAAAACAGCUAUUACGACUUCAACGCAUACCACAACAAAUGCAAAUUCAACAAUUACAAUGACAUCAGAAAAUACGACCCCAGGCUCUGAUUUAGUGCCCCUUAGCAAUAUUUUCAGUAGCUUACAAGAAAGUAAAAUGACAACAACACAAACCCCCUCAACAGCUAAUAAAACUACGGCGAAACCCAACACCAACAAAACAUCAAAAACUAAAACAACAAUUGCAACGACGACAGAAGGAAAACCAACUUCAGACUACGAGUUGGUGCCCCUCAGCCAUUUUUUCAGUAGCACAUCUGCUAAAAGUGCUUUUAGUACUUUUGCGAAUAUCCCGGCCGUUAUAACUGGAUGGAGAACAAUUUCUCUAGGAAGAAGCUUUUCAAAGGUAUUACUGAAAGCGGACGUCAUAAUAAGAGACAACUCCUUCUGCAAAAGUCGACAUGAUAGUUUUUUUAUCGGCGCUGAUAUGUUAUGUGCAUCCGCUUCCAGCGCACACACUUGUCAGGAUAUGAGUGGUGGUCCCCUGUUCGUUAAUGGUGUUCAAGUUGGUAUCUUCAGCUGGGGAAAUGGCUGUGUUGAUUCUAAUUUUGCUGGCAUAUACACCAGAGUCACCAAUUACCUUGGGUGGAUUGCAACAACAAAAGCCCAAAAUCCAUAAAUAGAAAAAAACAAUGGUACGAUGUUUUUGAACCGGAUCACAUCAGCACGGUCUAACAAGGGAGGUAGAGAAACGCGCCAUCCUUGGCAUCAGUCAGAAUGUAAAAGGCAGCUCAGAGGGUCCCACGGCAUUCCACUAGAACACCCCAAGUAACGUGGAACCCUCUAAGUUACCUCGUACAAUCCUCUCUUAUGACGUUUGUCUACCUUAUUCUGUUAGACCGUGACAUUAGUAUGCAAAUUAUUUUAAUAGAAUUGGCUUUUUAAAAAUAUGUCGCUCACCUAUAUGAGUUUAUCAUAACUUCGUUACAUACUUUUGUACUUAAUUCAAAACAAGGGACAAAAAUAUUAUUUAUUUGGAAAUUUAAAAAAAUAUUCCCCCAAAGUAAUCUAGAGUUUGUCGUUUUUCUGCCCUUUUCAUAUAUCCUGUCAUGGCUCUACGUUUCAUUGUUUUUUAGUUUGCGGAAUAGCGUUAUUAAGGUUUACUAACGUUUUAAAAAGCAACACACUUAUUUAAAAAAUAUCUUCCGUGUGAUGGCUGGCACAUCUAUGUAAUUUCUCAGACUGGGGAAUUGUUACAUACUUCCCGAAGCUAAAUUCUAUUCUUUAUCGAAUAGCUAUCUUAACAAAAAAAUUUAACAUAAUGGGAUGAAAAAACAGUUUUAGUGAAAUGUCCCAAGUAAUCCCGUGAUGUUUUCGUGUUUCACGAAAAAAGGUCUUUCAUUAGAAAUGUUUCUAGUUAUUUGUGUAUUUUACAAAACCUUAUUUAAAAAAUAGCUUUAA
Daphnia pulicaria is the source of this 2586-nucleotide messenger RNA. Its product is annotated as mucin-2-like. The record is from RefSeq and is a predicted model, not a curated record. Gene Ontology annotation, biological process: proteolysis. Bases 2 to 1804 code for a protein of 600 amino acids. Gene Ontology annotation, molecular function: serine-type endopeptidase activity. NCBI's taxonomy places the organism in Eukaryota, Metazoa, Arthropoda, Branchiopoda, Diplostraca, Daphniidae. The transcript has 8 exons.